GAUGUGAAGCGAGCAGUACGGUAGAAGUGGGCAAAUAUGAGCGGUUAAUGUUAAUUCAGGCGGUAUUCGUUUCUGGUGUAAUAGAAAUUCAAGUUUUCUGCUUCAAUUUCUUGUCGAAUCUUGCUGUCAAACUCGCAAGCAAAAAAGGUGAAAUUCCCAUUCACAUUUUCGUCAACUGCUCCAUGAUCUUCAGUAAUGCUGUGCUACCUACUGUCAAUUUAAUUUUCGUCAAACGAUUUCGUAACAACGUCAAACAAGCAAUGCUAGAAUUGUUAUCAAAAAUUAUGAACAGAAAGAGAAUGUUUACUGUAGUACAUAUUGUACCCAAGACGAAAAUUCAUCCAAUUGCUCAUGUAAGCUAA
Loa loa (African eye worm) is the source of this 362-nucleotide messenger RNA. RefSeq lists its product as hypothetical. Lineage: Eukaryota; Metazoa; Nematoda; Chromadorea; Rhabditida; Onchocercidae. The transcript has a single exon. The annotation marks the transcript as partial. The record is from RefSeq and is a predicted model, not a curated record.